Molecule: messenger RNA, 6529 nt
Organism: Mobula hypostoma (lesser devil ray)
Lineage: Eukaryota; Metazoa; Chordata; Chondrichthyes; Myliobatiformes; Myliobatidae
Gene: fbxo10
Product: F-box protein 10
Exons: 11
Coding region: 226-3132 (968 amino acids)
Biological process (GO): ubiquitin-dependent protein catabolic process; regulation of apoptotic process
Molecular function (GO): protein binding
Source: RefSeq, a predicted model, not a curated record
GCGCGGCGCGCGGUGCGGGACGGCGCGGGACGGCGCGGGACGCCUGAUGGACCGUGGCGGCCGGAGGUUAGGCCGUUUUCGGGCUCGAUGAAGCGGCGGGACGCGCUGGUCGUGGCCAGGCCCCCGGCGCUGCAACGUGACCGGACGGAGAGUGGAACUCCGCAGACUCGAGCUGUGCUUGCGGACGCUUGUCUCUCAGCAGCGCUGAAGAUAUAGAAGGUGACAAUGGAGAUCAGUGGUCUCCCACUGGAGCUGUGGCGCCUGAUCCUUGCAUAUUUGCCUCUCCCAGAUCUGGGUCGCUGCUGUGUGGUGUGCAGGGCUUGGUACGAACUGGUAAUCAGUCUGGAUAAUACUCGAUGGAGGCAGCUGUGUCUUGGAUGCAAUGAUUGCAAACACCCAAACUGGCCAAAUCAACCUGACGUUGAACCACAUUCUUGGAGGGAAGCAUUUAGGCAACAUCACUUAGCUUCUAAAAUUUGGACCAAAAAUGCCCAGGAUGUGGAAUCUUCUAACUGUUUGCAUUUAUUUCGGCGGAAGAAGGAUAGAAAAACUAUUUUUGUUGGUCCAACAAGUGAGCAUCUGAACCUCAGGAGUGCCUUGUCUGUUGCCAACGUGUAUGAUAAGAUUCUUGUUUGCCCUGGUGUCUAUGAAGAGCAGAAUGAGGUGAUUUUAAAGGUCCCUGUAGAAAUAAUUGGACUUGGAAAGCUAGGGGAUGUGGCACUCCUUGUGAGCUUUGAUCAACACUGUCCAACAGCACGGUUGUGCAAUUUGGUCCUCAUGCCUGCGUGGUUCACACCUGUUGUGUACAAGACAUUUUCCGGCCACGUCCAACUUGAUAACUGCAAUGUAGAGAAUGGGCAGCUACAUAUCCAUGCACCCGGGACCUGCCAGGUGAAGUUUUGUACUUUUAGCCAGUCCAGCAUCAAUUUCCACAAUGUAGCCCUUAGCAUAAUUGAAAACUCGGAGUUCAUUGGGAGUGAGAGUACAUCGGUGAGUGUGGCAGGUCCUGGUGCAACUGACAGAAAUUGGGCCUGCAAACACUUGGCAGUGGCUGCCAAAUCCAAAUCUGUUUUGAAUUCGCCAGGCCAGGCUCAAUCAGCUACUUGUAACUCCAGAAAUCAUUGUCAGAAUCCACCAAGCAACUUUGAAACUUUUCAAUCCAACGAGAACGUGACUGGUUUACAGCAGACCUCCACUCAAAAUUUCCAGAUGUCCUACACAAAAGAUGGUCAUUACAACAGGGAAAGAUGUAUUCUGAAAGGAAAUCAUUGUGAUGGGGAGGUGGUAACCAUGGACACUGAUUACAGUGACAGUGAAAUGAGCACAAGCAGCGAGAAUGAAGAUGAGGAGCAAUCUGUGUAUAAACUUUCUUACCAGUCCCACGGCCUGAGUCGCUUGUUGUCAAGGACUAAUCCACCCAGACUUCAGAAGAAGGGAACGGAUCUUCUGCAAAUGGAUUUGGAGUUGAAAACUCUGCAGAAGGAGUUGCAGAAGGAUAAAGAGGCGCAGAUUCUUGCCAGCACCCUGCAGGGCUGUUUAAUCCGAAAGUGCCUUUUUCGGGAUGGAAAGGGUGGAGUGUUUAUUUGUAGUCAAGGGCAAGCUAGACUGGAAUGCAACAUCUUCAGAAACCUCAGCUACGCUGUGCGGGGCAUCCAAAAUGCUAAGAUUAUAAUGAUAAAGAAUGAAAUUAGUCAAUGCAAAGCAUCGGGAAUCUUUUUACGACUGGAGGCAGGAGGUCUAAUCGCAGACAACAACAUCCAUUCCAAUUCAGAGGCUGGCAUUGAUAUCCGGAAGGGAGCUAAUCCAUUGAUAUUGUGCAACCAGAUACACAGUGGCCAUCGUUCAGGAAUUGUUGUGCUUGGGAAUGGAAAAGGCAUUAUUCGCAGUAAUCGUAUCUAUGGAAAUAAAGAAGCUGGGAUCUACAUUUUGUAUAAUGGAAACCCAGUGGUAAGUGGAAAUCACAUCUAUCAAGGACUUGCUGCAGGUGUUGCAGUGAAUGAAAAUGGAAGGGGCCAAAUAUUAGAAAAUAUUAUACGUGAAAAUCACUGGGGAGGUGCAGAUAUUCGACGAGGAGGAGAUCCUAUUCUGAGAAACAAUCUCAUCUGCUAUGGUUAUUCUGAUGGCGUUGUUGUGGGUGAACGAGGGAAAGGAUUGAUCGAAGGGAACAACAUAUAUGGUAAUAAGGGUUGCGGUGUGUGGGUUAUGUCCUCUAGUCUCCCACACAUUGCUAAUAACCAGAUCAGCAGCAACAACAUCUAUGGAGUGGCUGUCUUCUGUCGUAAGGAUGACACAAACGACUACCUCAGUGACCAAGGAGGCAAUGAGAAUUUCAGUGAUGAAUGGGAGAUUGUCAAUUGGGAAAAUGACUUUGACAGUGAUGAGGAGCGAUACACCUCGCACAAGCCAAUCACUGUAGCACUAAUUGAAUUUAACAACAUCAAUCACAAUGGCGCUGCUGGUAUCUAUAUAAAAAGCAAUGAGACACUCAACAUUAUAGCCAACGCAAUCCAUGCCAAUCAUGACAAUGGGAUUGCAGUAUAUCAGAGCAGUCAGUUCACCCACAUCACAAACAACAGCAUCACCUGUAACAGCAUAGGUGGCAUUCUUGUAGAAGCAGGAUGCAAAGUUGAACUUCGGGGUAACGGUAUCUAUGACAACAACAGCCAUGGUGUUACCUCGAAGGGAGAAGGUGCUAUCUUGGAGAAUGACAUUCUGGGAAACCAUGGCUAUGGGCUACAGCUACUCGAAAGUGCAGAUAUGAAGGUGACAAAGAACAGAAUCCAAUCUCUUCACGACUUUGGGAUUGCAAUCUUGGACCAGGCUAAAGGAUUGGUGCAAGAAAAUCAAAUAUUCCGGGGAAAAUUAGGAAAGACCAUUUUAGAAAAAUCUGAAAAUUCAGAGGAAUGUACUGUCCAGAGCAAUGAAGUUUUAACAUGUAGCAAAAGUUCUUGCAGAUCAGGCAUAGUUUGGAAGUUGGACAAUCCUCCAUCAAGGCCGCUUGUCGAUGGAUCAAAUCGACCCUUCUCUAUAGUACAGACCAGUCAGCGAGUUGCAUCCAUGACAACUCGAAUAGCUGCAAGAGUUGAAAGGGGUUGCCAUGACAAUGGAAGCAUCUUCUGUUGCAUUCUUUAAUGAUUUAAAGUUACCUUUGAUAUAAAAUUAGCCUCAAUAUGUCUCACACACUUUCAGUAAUGAACAAAGCUUGUGCGCACUUUUUAUUAAUUCAGUACCUAGAUCAUAAGGCAUAAGAGCAGAAUUAGGCCAUUCAACCCAUCGAGUCUGCUCUGCCAUUCCAUCAUGGCUGAUUCUGGGUCCCACUCAACCCCAUACUCCUGUCUUCUUGCCAUAUCCUUUGAAGCCCUGUCCGAUCAGGAACCAACCAGCUUCCACCUUAAACAUACCCACGGACUUGACCUCCACCGCAGUCUGUGGCAGAGCAUUUCACAGAUUCACUACUCUCCGGUUUUAAAAAAAAGUCCUCCUUACCUCUGUUCUAAAGGGUCGCCCCUCAAUUUUGAGGUUGUGCCCUCUAGUUGUGGAUACUCCCGCGAUAGGAAACAUCCUCUCCACAUCCACCCUGUCUAGUCCUUUCAACAUUGCGUAGGUUUCAUUGAGAUCCCCCCACAUUCUUCUAAAUUCCAGUGAGUACAGACCCAAAGCUGCUAAACUUCAUUGGUGACCUUGGAUAGAAUAUAAUCAAAUGAACAAAAAGCAUAAAGGGUGGUAAUCUCAGGAUUGCUACCUGUGCUAGGUGCCAGUGAGGGUAGGAAUAGGAUUCUCUGGAGGAGCAACAAGUGGCUGAGGAACUGGUGUAGGGGGCAGGGUUUCAGAUUUCAGGAUCAUUAGGACCUCUUCUGGGGCAGGUGGGACCUGUACAAGAGAGACGGGUUACACUUGAACCACAGGGGGACCAAUAUCCUUUCAGGGAGGUUUGUUAAUGCUGUUGGGGAGGCUUUAAACUAGAUUUGCAGGGGGAUGGGAACCAGAGUGCCAGAGCUGACAGUGUGGCUGGGGUGAAAAUAAAUGAUGUUGAAGGUUUAAGCAAAUCCGCUGAUAGAAAGGUUGUGAGUGGUGGUAAAAAUCUUCUGAGGUGUAUAUAUUUCAAUGCUUGGAGUAUUGCGGGGAAGGCAGAUGAGUUGAGGGCGUGGAUUGACACGUGGAAUUAUGAUGUUGUAGCAAUUAGUGAAACUUGGCUACAGGAGGGGCAGGACUGGCAGCUUAAUAUUCCAGGGUUCCGAUGUUUCAGAUGUGAUCGAAGCAGAGGAAUGAAAGGUGGGAGAGUAGCAUUGCUUGUUAGGGAAAAUAUUACAGCAGUGCUCAGGCAGGACAGAUUAGAGGGCUUGUCUACUGAGUCCUUAUGGGUGGAGCUGAGAAACAGGAAAGGUAUGGCCACAUUAGUGGGAUUGUAUUACAGACCACCCAAUAGUCAACGAGACUUGGAAGAGCAAAUCUGCAGAGAGAUAGCAGGCAACUGCAGGAAACAUAAAGUUGUGGUGGUAGGGGAUUUUAAUUUUCCAUACAUUGAUUGGGACUCCCAUACUGUUAGGGGUCUAGAUGGUUUAGAGUUUGUAAAAUGUGUUCAGGAAAGUUUUCUAAAUCAAUAUAUAGAGGGACCAACUAGAGGGGAUGCAAUAUUGGAUCUCCCGUUAGGUAACGAAUUAGGGCAAGCGAUGGACGUCUGUGUAGGGGAGCACUUUGGUUCCAGUGAUCAUAACACCAUUCGUUUCAAUUUGAUCAUGGACAAGGAUAGAUCUGGUCCUACGGUUGAGGUUCUGAACUGGAAGAAGGCCAAAUUUGAAGAAAUGAGAAAGGAUCUAAAAAGUGUGGAUUGGGACAGGUUGUUCUCUGGCAAAGAUGUGAUUGGUAGGUGGGAAGCCUUCAAAGGGGAAAUUUUGAGAGUGCAGAGUUUGUAUGAUCCUGUCAGGAUUAAAGGCAAAUUGAAUAGGAAUAAGGAACCUUGGUUCUCAAGGGAUAUUGCAACUCUGAUAAAGAAGAAGAGGGAGUUGUAUGAAAUGUAUAGGAAACAGGGGGUAAUAGGAAAUCAGGUGCUUGAGGAGUAUAAGAAGUGCAAGAAAUCAGGAGGGCUAAAAGAAGACAUGAGAUUGCCUUGGCAGUCAAAGUGAAGGAUAAUCCAAAGAGCUUUUACAAAUAUAUUAAGAGCAAAAGGAUUGUAAGGGAUAAAAUUAGUCCUCUUGAAGAUCAGAGUGGUCGGCUUUGUGCGGAACCAAAGGAAAUGGGGGAGAUCUUAAAUAGGUUUUUUGCAUCUGUAUUUACUAAGGAAGCUGGCAUGAAAUCUAUGGAAUUGAGGGAAUCAAGUAGUGAGACCAUGGAAACUGUACAGAUUAAAAAGGAGGAGGUGCUUGCUGUUUUGAGGAAAAUUAAAGUGGAUAAAUCCCCGGGACCUGACAGAGUGUUCCCUCGGACCUUGAAGGAGACUAGUGUUGAAAUUGCGGGGGCCCUGGCAGAAAUAUUUAAAAUGUCGCUGUCUACGGGUGAAGUGCUGGAGGAUUGGAGAGUGGCUCAUGUUGUUCCCUUGUUUAAAAAAGGAUCGAAAAGUAAUCCGGGAAAUUAUAGGCAGGUGAGUUUAACGUCAGUAGUAGGUAAGUUAUUGGAGGGAGUACUAAGAGACAGAAUCUACAAGCAUUUGGAUAGACAGGGGCUUAUUAGGGAGAGUCAACAUGGCUUUGUGCGUGGUAGGUCAUGUUUGACCAAUUUGUUGGAGUUUUUCAAGGAGGUUACCAGGAAAGUGGAUGAAGGGAAGGCAGUGGAUAUUGUCUACAUGGACUUCAGUAAGGCCUUUGACAAGGUCCCGCAUGGGAGGUUAGUUAGGAAAAUUCAGUCGCUAGGUAUACAUGGAGAGGUGGUAAAUUGGAUUAGACAUUGGCUCGAUGGAAGAAGCCAGAGAGUGGUGGUAGAGAAUUGCUUCUCUGAGUGGAGGCCUGUGAUUAGUGGUGUGCCACAGGGAUCAGUGCUGGGUCCAUUGUUAAAAAUUUGUCAUCUAUAUCAAUGAUCUGGAUGAUAAUGUGGUAAAUUGGAUCAGCAAGUUUGCUGAUGAUACAAAGAUUGGAGGUGUAGUAGACAGUGAGGAAGGUUUUCAGAGCCUGCAGAGGGACUUGGACCAGCUGGAAAAAUGGGCUGAAAAAUGGCAGAUGGAGUUUAAUACUGACAAGUGUGAGGUAUUGCACGUUGGAAGGACAAACCAAGGGUAGAACAUACAGGGUUAAUGGUAAGGCACUGAGGAGUGCAGUGGAACAGAGGGAUCUGGGAAUACAGAUACAAAAUUCCCUAAAAGUGUCGUCACAGGUAGAUAGGGUCGUAAAGAGAGCUUUUGGUACAUUGGCCUUUAUUAAUCGAAGUAUUGAGUAUAAGAGCUGGAAUGUUAUGAUGAGGUUGUAUAAGGCAUUGGUGAGGCCGAAUCUGGAGUAUUGUGUUCAGUUUUGGUCACCACAUUACAGGAAGGAUAUAAAUAAGGUUGAAAGAGUGCAGAGAAGGUUUACAAGGAUGUUGCCGGGACUUGAGAAACUCAGUU